This is a messenger RNA of Microcebus murinus (gray mouse lemur), 4967 nucleotides long. Lineage: Eukaryota; Metazoa; Chordata; Mammalia; Primates; Cheirogaleidae. The record is from RefSeq and is a predicted model, not a curated record.
CAUGUGUCAGGGUCUUCAGUUUGUCCCAGCGAUGCCAAGCACUUUUCAUAAAUUAUUUCACCUAGAGGUCUGUGCAACAGCAUGAGUCUUCACUACACAAUAAAGUGAGGCUGCUGUGGCGUGUGGAUGCUGCAUUGCAGAGACGUGUGGGAAGAGUGCUGCCAAAGUCAUCACACGCAACAUCCUUCAUCCCAGGGGCGCACGCCUUCAAGAGGACAGCUCUAAGCCUUCCGUGGAGGCGUUAGAAAGAAAUAUACACAGUUAUGCGUUCCUCAGUGUCCUCAACAUUCUCCCAGGGCCACCCUGAAAAGGACUUGGAAUGGGAUAGCUUAGGAAAGGCCACCCACACCUUCAUGGAGGCACUCCAAGCUGCUGCUAAGUUCUCGGCAAGUAGUGUCUUAGAGACCCUCAAGUUGCUAGAAGCCAAAAUCAUAAACAACAUGGUGCCAACUAUAGUACACCAGAGAGUGACAGAUAUUAUCGUCAACUACCUAAGGACAAUGGAGCCUCAGGGAGAACUAGAGGAGAUGUGUACCUCGAUCCUGGUAGGUCUGGGGUCCUACUGCCCAGCAAUGAUCAUCACCAAGCUGUGGGAUAAGUUGCAUUCGCACAAACUGCCCCCAAGGAGCCUGCUGGUGGCAGUGGGGAAACUCUUCCAACGCCCAGGCACGGCCACAUAUGUCGGUGCCACAUGGACAUUUGUCCUGCGCCUGCUGAGGACAACCCAGGAGGAGGAGGACAUGUUGGCGCUGUGUCAGGUGCUCAGUGGACUGGCCACCAGUGUCCCGAAGCACCUGGAUAUAGGCUCUACGGGGGAACAAGUAAUGGACAUCACCUCCAACGAAGUGGCCAUCAAGGCCCACCUCACCCUCCGGGUUCUCUUCAACCGUUGGCCCCUGGAAACCAAGAGCAGAGUGGCAGAGAAAGCUCUGGUGAUCACCAGCCACCUGUUCUCCCUCAUCCCACCAUCCAAGCUCAAGAAGCAGGUGAACUGGUUAAUCCGGCGGUUGAAGAUUUUGACAUCAACAGAUCUGAAGCCUUUCUACAUUUCCCAGUGCAUAUGCCAGAUGUUGGAUGCUGUGGCCGCCAGUGGCUCUGGAGGUGUGAACUUGCAGUCACAGCUGGAGAACAUCACCGGCAUGCUAUUCAAGCUGUUGAGAGACAAAGUCAACCAGGCACAGCCCCUCUCAGUACAGAACCACACCUCAGCCCUGAGGGCUUUCUACCUGCUGAGCAAGUUCUACCAGGAUCCUCUGUUCCUCCUCCUUCAAGACAUGAUGAAAGAUGAGGAUCCAGCAGCAGUUGUGUCAGCCCUGGAGGUCUUCAAGGAGAUUUUCCAGGAAGUGGCCCAGAGAGAGGAACUUAAGAGGGAGUUGAUGAAUUCUGUUGUCACGGUGAUACUUGAGGAUCGCAGACCAGUGCGCUUGGCCCUCCUGAACUUCCUUGAAAUGCUGAGCCAUCAUGACUGCUUGAGCCUUCCCCAUGGGAACAUCGUCAUCAAAUACGUCCUCAAACUCAGCGAGUCGGACCCCUCAAAUGAAGAGGACGUCAAACAGAUGUGCUCCAAAAUCCUGCAGAUGGUGCCCUUGCCCAAACUGGUCAGCUUGAUGUGUCAUCCCAACAACACUGCGGCCUUCGUGGUCCUGAGCAAGAGUGCCAGGGAGGUAGCUCUGAGGGCCCGGGCCCUGGGCAAGGCCCCCUACCUCAGCAGCUUCCACCUCAGGCCCUCUGAGUUCAUCUCCCCACAGAAACUCCUGACCCACCUUGUGCUUUGUGCCCUGAAGCCCUACAGAGAAAAGGCAUUUGGAAUCAGCGCCCUGAGGCUCCUCUAUGCCCUGCACCCCAUCACCUCCCUGCACCCCGUCAUCAACGCGAGCGUGGGCCAGCUGUGGAGCAAGGAGAUCCCCGUGCUGGUGCAGCUGCUGCGUGAUCACACAGAGAGGAGCCUGGAUCAGGACAAGUGGGAGAACAGGCUGCUCCAUUUUUCCAGUCAGUCACUGGUGGCCAUCAAUGAUGACAGGUGGCUGGAGCCACUCACCGUGGCCAUCCUGGAGAAGAUAAAGAAUAGCGGUGACAAUGAGGAGCAGAAGGCUUUCCUAUACAAAUUCUUUGGCUUCACCCUGCGGACCUCCAGGAAUUCGAAACUGCUGCAGACGAUGCUCUCGGCCCUCCUACACACCUCGCACGAGGAGCUGCGGGAGAGGGAGGGCAUCGCCGUGACACUCAGUAUCGUGUCCCAGAAGCACCUGACGACAGUUCUGGACCAACUGCAAGCCUACAGCACUAAACUCACCGAUAAGGACACAUUGUCCAUCCUCAAACUGAUGAAGGAACAUCAGCAAAGGGAGUGGGGGCUGGUCUGUAGCACCAUCUACUUAAGCUACAGCAGGAUGAUUUCCAAGAGGCAGGAGGCCCUCUUCAGUCACCUGGAUGCCAUCCUGGCCUUGGUCCUGCACCACUACCACAACUGUGUUGUGGAAAAGGAUACGACUCUGAGGCUGAGCUACCUGGACGCCCUGGCCCAGAUGACAAGCACCUUGAGCAGCCAGAUCAUCCACCCGUCAUACAAGUUUCCCCACAAACUAGACCUUGUAGCCUGCAUGGCGGAGCUAAUCAGGGAGGAGCCACUGGACUGCAUCUCCAGCCCCAUUAGGCAGAAGGCCAUGAAUAUCGUCACCGACUUGAGGAAGCUCGAGCCGCUCCUGGACAUAGACAGCAAAACAGAAUUCCUUCUCACGUGCUACAAGGCCGUGCUCUGCCUGCCCCCCACGGAGGGCCUGCUGGAGGAGGCGUCCUACCCCACCCAGGGCCAGGCCAGCGCGGAGCUGCUCAGGAUGACCCUGCAAUCCCUCCGGAGUCUCCUGGAAGCGCUGCUCACCGGGAGGCCCAGUCAGGUCCAGACAAGCCUGGAGCUUCUGGAGACGUGGCUGAAUUCCCAGAAGGACCAUGAGCGGGAACGGGCCAUGUGGUGUGCUGCCCGUAUUCUCGGCUUUACUGUAAAAAUGAGUAAUUUCAAAACGGAAAUUCAGUUCACCCGGCUGGGGCAGCUGGUGAGGAUGCUGGCCGUGCGCUGCCAGGACCCAGUGGACAACAUCUGCUUCUUGUCUGCCGAGGCCGUCUACAACCUCUACUCUGUCCUCCUGCUGCAAAAGCAGAUGAAAAGAAAAAACCAAGGCUUGUGGGAAGAAGAGGGCAAGAAUGAAGUCUACAGUGCCAACAUCUUUUAUAACAACACCUUUAAGAUCGGAGAGGCAUUCGCGGAGUAUUUCACCCAGAGCCAGCUCACCAACAUGGUGCUGAAGGCCACGGAGGGCCUGACCGACAGCAAGGCCAAGUUGUCUCUGGCUACUGCCCAGCUGAUGAGCGCGGUCAUGAAAGAGCGGGGUGGGGACGUGCUAGAGGUUGAGGAGAUUGCAGAGGGCAUCCUCAAACGUCUCUACGCAAAGCUGGAGCCCAGCACAAAUGAGGAGACCCUGCAGGUCAUGUGUGCACUGGCAGGCAGCAACACUGGAACUGUCAUCCCCAUGCUGCUCAACAGGCCCCUGCCCUGGGACAGAAUCCCUCUGGCCCUGUGGAGGGCACUUGGCACCCAGCAAGACACCACAAUCAAUGUCCUGCUGCGGCUCAUCAGCAUCCUGGAAACGAACCACUCCAGAGAGGAAAGUAGGGAGAUGGACACCAAGCCUGUGGCGGUGACAUGUGCCUUGUGUGAGAUGCUGUCAGUACCCCUGUGCGAGGAGGCUGUCCAGGAACUCUUCCCACGGCUGUUGCUGGCUGUGCUGUGUCAUCUCUACUGGGUGACUCAGCAAAAUGCCCCCCAGAAGAUGGUGGUAUACAACCGGGAGGGGGCCCCAGGCACCAGGCGCAAGCCCUUGGACCCCACCAGUUGUGCCCUGAAGGUAGUGAAGUUGGUGCUCCUGGCGGCUGCCCAUGAGGGAGUCGUGGUCUAUGCAAAUGACUAUCGCUGCUGGGAGCUUCUGUCCAGCCCCAAGUCUUACUAUAUCGGGAUCAUGGACCUCACAAGUGCAAUGGUAAAGACAUGUGAACCCUCCGUUCUGCACCGAUUCCUGAACCCUGUCAAGAACUUCCUCAACAGCAGUGACCAGGGUAGGAGGAUCCUGGCCAGGGCCUUCUAUGCACAGCUCCUCUGGCACCGAUCCGUGGCACAGACCCAAGGGCAAGGCUUUCUGGUCACCUUAACCCAGUGGAUCAAGGAUCCUAACCUCGUCAUGGAGGAAAUUGGCCUCCGGGGAAUCAGUAACCUGGCGCUGCACCCAGGAAAUUCAGAGGCUCUCAAGAGCCUGGUUCCAUCCCUGCGAGGCUUCCUGAAUGCCGAGGUGCGGGUGGCAGUGCAGGCGGUGAAGAGCCUGAGGAACAUCAUCCACCACGGGCACGGCGAGGACAUCAAGGGCAUCUUCUGUAGCAUCUGCCCGCACCUGCGUCCCCUCAUCAAUGACGAGAGGGAGCAGGUGAGGAUCGCAGCCAUCUCUGCCAUGGGCCACAUGCUGGGCGGGGUCAUCAAAUACAAGCCAGGAGCCCCCAUGAAGAAGGAGCUGUAUAAAUUUUUGCUCCCCCUCCUGUUAAGCAUACAGGACAACAACGCCGAGGUGGUCAAGGCCUGUAGAGGGGCCCUCACUGAAUGGGUGGAGGUCAUCGGCUGGUCAUCCCUGACCCACACGUUCAAGCACACCACCCUCAGCGACCACCUCCAGGUGAUAGAAGAGACCUGCAAGUACCUGGUGCACACAGGCAAAUACCAGCUCAUGGGGGAGUUGCUGUCCCAGAGCUUCGGCUUCCUGAAGAGCCCGCAGACCUUCCUGAGGGCGGCUGCGGUCACUUUCAUAGGAUUCACAGUUAAGAAGAAUAAUAUGAAACACGUAUACGAGGAGGAUGUGCAGGUAGUAUGGAACGGUGAGUGUGGGCUGGUACCUGGGUUCUGUGUUACACAGGUGGGUGGGCUGGGGUAG